CCACAGUGAGCGCUGAGUUUGACAGGAGUAUAACAACACUUGAACUUCACUCAAAAGUUUGCUCUCGACACUGAUAGAAGCGAAAAAGCGAAUUCCAGGACACUUCCAGGCAAUUAUGGAGCGCCCCAAACAGAAACCGAUGAAUCAAAACGAAAAAGAAACUGACGGAGCGAUCAACGGACACUUUGACAGCCGGGUAAAGAUGCCCGGAUGGAAAGCUGGAGGUGCCGCCGGGGACCCGAGCACUGUGCCGACCUCCAGCGUGAUGGAGAGCUGGCGAGAAGAGCGCACCCGGAGCCUGGAGGACAACGAGAUGAGCCUGCCCAGCAUCGCCGCGGCUUACACCACCAUUCUCCGGGGUCUCGGGGAGGAUCCGCAGCGCCAGGGGCUCCUCAAAACUCCCUGGAGAGCCGCGACCGCCAUGCAGUUCUUCACUAAGGGAUACCAGGAGAAAAUCAUCGAUGUCCUGAAUGACGCAAUCUUUGAUGAAGAUCACGAUGAGAUGGUGAUUGUGAAGGACAUCGACAUGUUCUCCAUGUGUGAACAUCAUUUAGUUCCCAUUUUUGGCCGGGUGCAUAUAGGUUACCUUCCAAACAAGAGGGUUCUUGGCCUGAGUAAAUUAGCACGAAUCGUUGAGAUAUACAGCAGGAGAUUGCAAGUUCAGGAGCGUCUGACCAAACAGAUCGCUGUGGCCAUCACUGAAGCUCUACAGCCUGCUGGUGUCGGGGUGGUGGUCGAAGCUACCCACAUGUGUAUGGUCAUGCGCGGCGUCCAGAAGAUGAACAGCAAAACUGUGACCAGCACCAUGUUGGGUGUUUUCCGCGAGGAUCCCAAGACACGGGACGAGUUCCUAACCCUCAUCCGGAGCUGAGAGGAUCUGAGCGGUCCUCCCUUGCCAAAACACUCUGACCAACCCUGCUCUCCAGCGCCUCCUUGGACUCCAGGACUCAUGUUCUGUGGUUCUGCCUGCGGUCGAGGCUUUGCUGCUGUGUAACAUAGAGCUUAUUUGGGUAACACGUCUCCUCUGUAUUACCUGUGUGUGUGUGUGUGUUUACUAGUUUAUGUGGUUUAUGAGGAUGAAACUGUAUUAAAACAUCAGUAUGACCUAGUUGUAUGGUUUACAGGGACAUAUCUUUAAUUUAAAACACUUAAAAAUCCUACUUCCUGGGGUGUUUUGAUAUUAAAAUUGAGCCAUGUUUGUUGUGAGAGUUGAGUUUAGGGGUAGGGGUAUGGUAAGGCCAUAUAAUAAGCAGCUUUUACAGUAUAAAAUAUAUUAUGCCUAAUGAGAGUCCUUGUAAACCAUAUAUACAAGUUUGUUUGUGUGUGUACUGGUUUUGGUAGUUUACAAGGACAGUUUUUUGUAUAAUGACAUAAAAUUACUUCGUUGUACUCUACUAAGGUGGUUUACGAGGACAUGCCUGGUGUUCUUGUGAUUUUAAAACAAUUAAAAAUAAUACUUUACAUGGUCUUUUGACAUUCAAAUUAUGCCACAUGUUUCUUGUGAGGGUUAGGUGUAGGGCCAGGGGCAUAUAAUAAUCUGUUUUACAGUAUAAAAUACAUUAUGCCCAGGGCUUUACAUUAACACCCACCAAAUGCGGGUAGAUUUCAGCGGUGGCAGGUAAGACGGACACUCCCACCAGCCACUUUGGCUGGUUGAAAAUAAUUUUCCCAGAUAAUAAUUCUUAAAAGCAGGGUUUGACAAUAAGGAUGGUCCAAUAAGCAUGCAAACGCGAUCUUAGAAUUGAGAAGCAACACGACUAACAAAAAUAAUUGCGUUUGCAAUUUCGAAUGAGAGGAUAAUCACUCGCGCUAACAGCUGAGGUGAUGCGCGCGAUUGUUUAAAACUGUUUAUAGUAUAUUGCUAUACUUAGCUUGUUUUGACAUUUAAAAUUUGUGGCUAAGAAAUAAUUAAUGAUUUGUUUAUCAUUAUUAUGUUUUGAUUUAUUUGUUCAGAGAUAAAUUUGGUGAAUCCUUCAUUUUGAGCUCUGAAAAUUAUGUGAAAUAAAAACUAAUUGUAAUACAAUGAAACCAUGACCCAUUUGCUCAUGAUUAUUGAGCAAACUCAUACACGACACACAAACAGUGAAAUGAAUGAGGAGGCAUGUGGAGAUAAUGCAAAAUCUAAAUCAAGUAAUUUUAGCAUGUCUAAGUCAUAUUUAUGUGUAUAAAAUAUAUUUUUCCUCAGUGGCUGGUGAUCAAAAAAGUUAAUGUCAAGCCCUGAUUAUGCCUAUGAAGAGUCCUCAUAAACCAUAUAAAUAAGUGUGUGUGUUUGUGUGUGUGUGUGUGUCUGUGUACUGGUUUUGGUGGGACAAUUUUUUUGUAUAAUGACAUGGAAAUGACUUAGUUGUACUCUACUUAGAUGGUUUUACAAGAACAUGCCUGGUGUCCUUGUAAUUCAAAUCCCUUAAAAAUAAUACUUUACGAGGUCUUUUGACAUUCAAUUGAUGCCAGACGUUUCCUGUGAGGGUUAGGUUUAGGGAUAGGGCCAUAAAAUAAUCUUUUUUGAGUAUGAAAUACAUUACACCUAUGAAAAGUCCUCAUAAACCAUAUAGAUAAGUGUGUGUCUCUGUACUGGUUUUGGUAGUUUACAAGGACAUUCUUUUGUAUAAUGACAUGGGCAUCACAUGGGAGUUGUACUCUAUUAAGCUUGUUUAUGAGGACGUGCCUGGUGUCCUUGCAAUUCAAAAUACAAAUGAUACUUUACGAGGUCUUUUGACAUUCAAAUUUUGCAACGUUUCCUGUGUGUUUCCUGAGUUUAGGCCUUAUAAUAUGUUGUUUUUACAAUGGAGAGUCCUUGUAAGCCACCAAUACCAACAUGUGUGUGUUGAGUCAGUAGAGCAGCGGCAGCCUCUAUUGACAGGACUGUGGCGAUUACUGUUACAUGCAAUCGUUGUGUUUUUAAAGGACGUCUUCGAUUUUAGCACAAUUUGAACUCGCUAAAACUGACAAGCACCAAAACCACCAAGACAGAAUGUGUUUACAUCUCUUUCCGGUUGUUCACUCAAUUAACCACAAUCAAAAUGCUUGAUAUGGGGCUUUAUUUUCCGGCUCAUGUACGGGGAGGUUCGUGUCAUUCUCAAUACUCGAUUUUACUGUUAAUAUACAAAACAAGUAAUUGAGGUAUUAUGAUGCAGUUGUGAAAUGAAAAUAACCAUGGUACUAAAACAUUAUAAAAUAUACCUUGUUAUUUAUAGGGUACUUUAUUAUUGUAUUAUAAUGGUUCAUAAUCAUAACAACAUUACAAUAGCCUCACUUUUUUUGUAAAGUGUAUCGUCCCAGAUAGGCUUUGUUUUGUUGUUGUUUUACUAUGUGAUAAAUGUAUUAUGGCUAUGCUGUUUUAUAUUUAAUGUGAUAUAAUGCGUCCAGUGCAUUGGUAUAAAUGCUCAUGUUUUUAAAGAUACAGUUCACUCAAAAAUGAAGCUUCUGUCUACAUUUACUGACCCAAACAUGUUUGAUUUAACUUUAUAAAACUUUUCAUAAGUAACACAGUAAAACAAUGUAAGCAUUAGUUGGUUUCAGACCCCCCAAAAUGGUGAAUGAAUCAUUUUCACUCAGAAAUUGUACAAAAAAAUGGAAUAACAUGCAUUGAAUGUAAUGUGAAUUGUUGAAUACAGAGUAUAGGACGUGGUUUAAGUGUUUUACAAACGUCAAGAUAUGGGUGUAAUAAUGUUCCAGCAUCUUUCAAUGUAAAAACUACAUUUAUGUAAAGAUUAAACAAUUAUAUAUAAUAGAUAUAAAGCGAUGAUGCUUUUAAUUAAUGUUAAAUUAGUCUAUUGUAUUUGUUGCUUUUGUGAGAAAAACCAUCAUAUGUACGAAACAGAAACUCAAGUGACUUUAUGUCAGCCAUUCAAAAAAAAAAAAAAAAGUUGGUUUAUCUUGAGCAAAUUGACCAAAAAAAUGACAUUUCUAUUGUACAGAAAAAUAAAAUACAAAUAUAAUGAUUAAACUUGCAGAAAUAAUCAUAACUGAGCUCCAGUGUUUUAACGGGAAUAAAACAGAAUAAAAAAAUGCAGAAAUACAUUUAAAAAAGCAACUGUGAAAUUUGUAAGAUUGUAUAAAUGUAAUUGUGCAAUGUUCAAUCAUAUACGUCAUAAGUUUCAUAGCAUCAUUAGCUAACUUAUUCUCAUUAGAUUAUAAGUAGACUGUUAGGUUGGGGUUAGGGUUAGUGUAAGUUGACAUGUACUUUCAAAGUUUCUUAAAGUCAGUUAAACAUCUGUUGAAGGAGCAGUAUCAGUGGAUAUUAAGCAGACAGUCUACUAAUACUCAAAUGAGAAGAAAUUGGCAUGUAGUGUGCAAUACAAAAAGUGUAAUAGGGACCAUCAAAAUAAAGUCUUACCGCUUUUUGCUGAAUACAUUUAAUUUAAACCUUAAAAUGCAGACCAGAAAAACAAUACAGAAAACAAAAACAGGAAAUCUGUUUUAUUUUUUUACUUUUUAUUCAUUUAUCUAGUUUUAACAUCUUAAAAAUGACACAAAACCAAAGAAAACCGAACAACAAAUAAAACAAUAUUGGAAAGAAAAAACAGAAUAAAACAAACAAACAAAAAAAAAGAUAUAUAAGGUCUUACGAAUACAAAAUCCCCUUUGCUUACAAAAAAAAAAAAAAAAUGAAGUAUAGCACUAUAUAUAUAAAAAUAUAUCAUAUAAAACUGUCUGAUAUUAUAGAAGAAUGUUGUAGAAGUUUGUGUACAAAUUUGUGUUGUGAUCAAGGUGACAAUGUAGAUCAAACAUUAUUUAUUGACCAUUCCAAUGUGGUCAUGUCAUUGGCCCAUGAACAUUUCUGCUUGCCAUUAAACUAUUUCAUAACUGCAACAGGAGGCAAUUCAAUAAUAACUUAAUGUUAAAACAGCUAUCCUAACAUUAUUGAUCAAUAUGUGGCUCUUUUUGAAUUCUCAGAUGCUAGAAACGAAAAAUGUAAAACAUAACAUACGUUGGGACCAUUGUUUUUGUUUACAUCCCUUAAAAUGGUCAAAUGUUUCUUAAAACAUUGGAUCCUUUUGACCAGAGAUGUCCAAACUAGGGCAAAAGUUGGCCCAUGGUAACCUUUGAUUUAGCCCACCAUCACAUCUGAGAAGAGACUCAGAAUGAUGGGAUGGUUUAGAGAUUGUCAAAUCAAAUUAAAUGCAACCCUUUGUUUGUUUAAUAGUUAAAAGCUAACUGAAAUUACAGUGGCGCAGUAACUAGUGCUGUCGCCUCACAGCAAGAAGGUCGCUGGUUCGAGCCUCGGCUGGGUCAGUUGACGUUUCUGUGUGGAGUUUGCAUGUUCUCCCUGUGUUCGCGUGGGUUUUCUCCGAGUGCUCCGGUUUCCCCUACAGUCCAAAGACAUGCAGUACAGGUGAAUUGGGUAAGCUAAAUUGUCCGUAGUGUAUGUGUGUGUGAAUAAGUGUAUAUGUGUUUCCCAGUGAUGGGUUGCAGCUGGAAUGGCAUCCACUGCAUAAAACAAAUGCUGGAUAAGUUGCCGGUUCGUUCCGCUGUGGCGACCCCUGAUUAAUAAAGGGACUAAGCCGAAAAGAAAAUGAAUGAAUGAAUGAAAAUAAUCAGAUUCUGUUUAAAUGUACAUAGAGUCACACGACAAUGCAGAGAAUUUGGUGAGCAAAUCAAGUCAAAGGCAGAUUCUGCUUGAUUAGUGUAUUCAGCAUUGAACUCCACUGUGUUAUAAAUGUGAUCAUUUGUUUUUAUUGCAAGGAGUUAUCAUUUUAAAAUGUAUACUGCAUUAGUUAUUACUAUUUAAAGUAACAGUAAUAAAAGUUUUUAUUUAUUUUGAAAUAUAUUAGGAAAUUACCUAUGGCAAAUUUAAUGUAAAAUAGUUCGGUAUAUUUACCUUCAGCCCACAGCUCUCAAUGAUAUUUGGUUUUUGGUCCUUCAUAUGAAAAAGUUUGGGCACCCCUGCUUUUUACUUUCAUUUUAUAGAGAAAGGCAAUUCCUUAAAAAAAUAUAUAACAAUAAAUAAAUACAUGCAUACAUACACAGUUCAAGUUUAUUACUUUUUUCCCCCAAUUCCUGUUUAACAGAGAGAAGAUUUAUUUUCAACACAUUUCUAAACAUAAUAGUUUUAAUAACUCAUCUCUAAUAACUGAUUUAUUUUAUCUUUGCCAUGAUGACAGUAAAUAAUAUUUUACUAAAUAUUUUUCAAGACACUUCUGUACAGCUUAAAGAGACAUUUAAAAGCUUAACAAGGUUAACUAGGCAGGUUAGGGUAAUUAGGCAAGUUAUUGUAUAACGAUGGUUUGUUCUGUAGACUAUCAAAAAAAAUUAGCUUAAAGAGGCUAACAAUUUUGACCUUAAAAUGUUUUUUUUUUAAUUAAAAACUUCUUUUAUUCUAGCCUAAAUAAAACAAAUAAGACUUUCUCCAGAAGAAAAAAUAUUAUUAGACAUACUGUGAAAAUGUCUUUUGUCAAACCUCAAUUGGCAAUUACUUAAAGACAAAAAAUUCAAAGGGGGGCUAGUAAUUCUGACUUCAACUGUAUGUAUGUAUGUGUAUAUAUAUAUAUCCUGUUCCAUAGAAGAAAGUACAGUAAAUGAUGGGUUUAAAGUAAAUGGUAGAAAAGUCAUUUUCAGGGUGAACUGUCUCUUUAAGUGUUUGUUUGUUUGUUUGUUUGUUUGAGUAUUUGACUAUUCUUUAGUGUCUGUCUAGUCUGAAGUGUUAGAUUAUUACUAUGUUAAAGUGAUGACCAGCUCCAGCCUUUAAAUAUCCAGUCUCUCUCUGUAUCUAUAUAUGUGUGUGUGUGUGUGUCAUUGUGCCCAGCGAUGUUGUUUACACUCUGACGGUUGUGUUUUAUUUGUUGAAAAAAAAAAAAAAAGACCAAAGGUGAAUGUGCAGUCGAGGUCAACACACAUCUGAUUUUGCACAAUGUGGGAUUCAUGAAGUUCUAACGGUAUGAAGAAAACUUAGAAAUGUGAUCUUUCUCAUUAAAAUACACAAUAGAAACGAUGGAAAGCAACGCAGGAAAUAUUUGAAGCGUCUACGUUUGCUGAACAUAUUUUGUACAUUUACUCUGACGCAUGUUCACCUGUACCAUGUGCUUCGAAUUGAAACUAUCUACAUAUGUAUCAUUGUAGGACAUUAUGUUUACUGUAUUGGCUGUGUAUGGUCUGUUUUGUUAUGAUGAAAUCUUCUGGGAGUGAUCGAUGAGUUCAGAUGGAGACAGUAUCUGCGAUGUUUAACGUCAGUGAAAAAAAUGAGCUCUUGAUAUUGAGAGCUGUAGUGUUAUUCCUGUGGCCUUCUUCAAAUGGAAGACUCCGAGAGCCUUUCAGAUGUACUUUACUAUUGAUGUUCAUCAUUUUCAAUAAAUCUUAUCUAAGAUAUUA
Molecule: messenger RNA, 7308 nt
Organism: Danio aesculapii
Lineage: Eukaryota; Metazoa; Chordata; Actinopteri; Cypriniformes; Danionidae
Gene: gch1
Product: GTP cyclohydrolase 1
Exons: 6
Coding region: 116-871 (251 amino acids)
Biological process (GO): tetrahydrobiopterin biosynthetic process; tetrahydrofolate biosynthetic process
Cellular component (GO): cytoplasm
Molecular function (GO): GTP cyclohydrolase I activity; zinc ion binding; GTP binding
Source: RefSeq, a predicted model, not a curated record